Molecule: messenger RNA, 1419 nt
Organism: Pimephales promelas (fathead minnow)
Lineage: Eukaryota; Metazoa; Chordata; Actinopteri; Cypriniformes; Leuciscidae
Gene: sp5b
Product: Sp5 transcription factor b
Biological process (GO): regulation of transcription by RNA polymerase II
Molecular function (GO): RNA polymerase II cis-regulatory region sequence-specific DNA binding; DNA-binding transcription factor activity, RNA polymerase II-specific
Source: RefSeq, a predicted model, not a curated record
GCAAAACGCACGCGUGACGAGAACCAUCUCUUCUGCUUUACUGAUAUUAACAGCACGGAUUAAACCUGAAUGAACAUCAGAAGGAUUAUCCCGUGUGUUGCACGGCAUCGAGAAGGCAGAUCGAGAAGUCUUCAUUGGUGUGGCACAACUGUGGACGCCAUAAUGCGCAAUGACCCACUGCAAGCUUUCCUUCAGGAUCGGACUCCAGAAUCCAUCAAAGGAUCCCCCUUGAUGUUGCUGGAAGACACCUGCAAUCGCAUCAGCCAUUCCUGUGCGUCCGGAUCCACUCGCGUCCCGUAUGAAGGUUCACCACCCGAGCUCUUCCACCCCUGGAGAAGUGACGCCUCCACACAUGCAGCAUUCUCCUCUGAUUGGCUGUCCCGGCACAUCCAGACCUCAUUAAACCCACACCACGACGUGCCACCGACACACUAUGACUUCUCGCCAUUGGAGAUGUUGCCUUGUCCAUCAUCCUCCUCAUACGCUUCUCUUUCAGCUUACGGACCCACACACACUGGACUUGUGCAUCAUCCGCAGAGACAAUUGGCUCGGGAGGAUAUGCAAUGGUGGACCAGUCACUCCUCAACACAUCAUUUUCAGCAGAUACAGCAGUACCAGGCCCGAAUCGCCACCCUGCUCAACUCCAAGUCUCGGAAAAGCCGGAGAUGCACGUGCCCAAACUGCCAGAAGAGCACGGAAGCGUCGGGCAGGAGAAAGCAGCACGUGUGCCACGUGCCGGGCUGCGGGAAGGUGUACGGAAAGACGUCGCACCUGAAGGCACACCUGAGGUGGCACACGGGAGAGCGGCCGUUCGUGUGCACCUGGAUGUUCUGCGGGAAGAGCUUCACGCGCUCCGAUGAGCUCCAGAGACACCUGCGCACACACACCGGAGAAAAACGCUUCACCUGCCCGCACUGCAACAAGCGCUUCAUGCGCAGUGACCAUCUGGCCAAACACCUGAAGACACACCUGAUGAGGAAGAGCAGACCACUGUAUCCCAUGCUGGACCACAUUAGCAAAACCCUUGAACAGAAGUCUUAGCAUAACAUUAAAACUGGUCAUAAAUUGGACAAUACCGAUAUGGUGUCCAAUGUUGUGCAUCCCUUAAUAAUUUCACAUUGAUGUGUGUUACCCUUUACUUUUUUGCUGUUUCAGAAAUAGUUUCAGUUUUUUUUUUUUUAAAUAUAGCAGGACCACUAAGAUGUGUUACAACAACAUGCUCAAAAUGUGUUAAAAUUAAUGUUCAAAGCUUUUGUGUAUUGUCAGGACUCUUAAGGAAAUUGUCUAUACAGACCUCAAGAAAUAUUAAAAAAUAAUGUUGCAAUCGACCAGUUUCCCCUAUGCAAUAUGAUCUCGGUGAACAGGCAAAACCCUAACUAAAAAUGUUCAUUGAUAAUUGCCUUCUUUUUCAAAAAGACA